Messenger RNA from Trematosphaeria pertusa, 1026 nucleotides. Its product is annotated as Cwf15/Cwc15 cell cycle control protein. The transcript has 4 exons. The record is from RefSeq and is a predicted model, not a curated record. Bases 148 to 861 code for a protein of 237 amino acids. Lineage: Eukaryota; Fungi; Ascomycota; Dothideomycetes; Pleosporales; Trematosphaeriaceae. Gene Ontology annotation, cellular component: catalytic step 2 spliceosome. Gene Ontology annotation, molecular function: RNA binding. Gene Ontology annotation, biological process: mRNA cis splicing, via spliceosome.
CAGUCUUGGCACUUGUGGGUUUCACGAUCCCAGCUUGAGCUUGACCUUUACUUCUGCCCAUCCCCGGCACUACCGCCAUACUAUCGCGCAAGACUCCCGAAACUCCAAUCAUCCAGGCCUAUACUCCUGCCGCAUCCCUCUGCCGCGAUGACCACCGCACACAGGCCGACGUUUGAUCCCGCUCGCGGCAAAGACGCCCAGCGCGGGCCCGCAUACCAUCAGCGACUCCUCCCAGCGCACACAUUUCUGAAGCAUAGACAACCAGGCCAGGGCGGCGAAGCCGAGCCAACUAAGCGCGAUCUUCGUGCGGAGCUCUUGGAGGCUGAAGCGCGUCACUUUGCGAAGAAGAACGGUACCUAUGUCCCGGAUGCGGAACCUAGCACGGAGGCCGGCCCUACGUCGAAGCGACCGAUCGAUGCCGUUUCUGCAACAGAAGACGGCAAUCAAGACGACGCAGAUCAAAAGCGGCGGCGGAUAGAAAUGCUGGAACAAUAUAGGGAGGUGGACGCGGACGACAGCAGUGAGAGCAGCGAGAGCAGCGACGAAGAGGACGAUGAUGAAGACGAAACAGUGGCCCUCAUGCGCGAGUUAGAGAAGAUCAAAAAGGAGCGGGCCGAAGCCAAAGCCAAAGAGGAAGCGGAACGUGCGGCAGAAGAGCAGGAGCAGCGCGAAAUCGACAUAGCACGCGGCAACCCACUCCUCAACGCGCGCGACUUCACCAUGAAGCGCCGUUGGGACGACGAUGUAGUCUUCAAGAACCAAGCACGCGGGACCGAGGACCGGAACAAGAAGAAAGAGUUCAUCAACGAUAUGCUGCGCUCAGACUUCCACAAGAAAUUCAUGUCGAAGUACAUCCGAUGAGGUCAAUGGCACUCCUACAUCCGCUCAUCGUGCAUUUCCUGGCGUUUAUUGUCCCUUGGCGUACGGAACAAUCGAGUUCACGUGGGUUUCUGCCGCGAGCGUGGGAUACCCCAGAGUUUGACAAGUGGGAGCCGGUGACGCAACUACCUAGGCGCUUAGGUAGAC